AUGGCCACGCUCAGCGAGUCCGCCGAAGCGACGACCGCCUUCGAGUUCGACGUCGAUGAUUACAACUUCAGAAGGAACCUCAUGGAGCACGGCAUCAGCCUGCCCGUGGACCAGAUCGGCAAGUACGAGCACGCCGACAAUGAUAACGCCGCCCACUUCUCGGCGACCACCUCGUUCCCGUCGGGCCUCACCCAGGACACGAUUCUGCACGCCGUCCGGAUGGCCGAACAUGGCGCCCCCUCCUUCUACCAUAUGCCAGAGAUGAACCGGUUCCAGGUGCCCUGCGCGCCUCGGCUGGCCCCAGCUCCGUCGGAGUACGCGUUCGGCGAGUUGUCGGAGACGUGCUGCAUCGACGUGGCCGCGACCCCGUACACGACCAUGUGCACGGUCAAAGAGAUGGAUGAGCCAACCGUGACAGAAGGGGCCGACUUUUCCCUUAACGGCCCGGCAACCCCUACCAACUCGCGUUACGGGUCGACGGUUGGCAAGCACCUCACACCGAUGGCCAAGCGCCCAUUCUUUGCCGCUUCCGGCGGCGAUCGCUACGCUCGCACCAUCGACAGCCAGUACUGCAGCGAACUGCUCCAG
Molecule: messenger RNA, 588 nt
Organism: Mesorhabditis spiculigera
Lineage: Eukaryota; Metazoa; Nematoda; Chromadorea; Rhabditida; Rhabditidae
Source: the annotation of a GenBank genome assembly